AUGAGGUUUUAUGAUGUCCAGGAUAAGAGAAUUCAAAGCCUUGACUUGUUCAAACCUUCUACUAAAGCUCAAGAUAUCCUCAUAGGAGUCAAGUCAAUUAUUGGAAGCAUCAAAGAGGCUCCCCAUUUCCUCCUUGACAAUGAACACAUUCAUACUGAGUACAGGAUUGGGUUUGACUCCCCUCUCAAAAUAUUGAAAUCUCUUUUUAUGAUCCAUAACGAAAGUGUCAAUGUGUGGACCCACCUGAUUGGAGUGAUCAUCUUUAUUGUGUUUAUUAGCUACACAGCAAUCAAACUUGGUCCGAACAUUAACUCUGACAUUCACCUCAAAGUCAUGGAGCAGUUCCACAGUAUCUAUCAUCUUUCUGACGACAUUUCGUUUUGUGACGGAGAGGAAAUUCAUAAUUCCACCGAGAAAAUAUUUAAAAUUUAUGAUGAAGGGAUCAAGAUUGACUCGCCGUCUUGCCAUCGAGAAGCCAACUUUGGACAUCACAACGAAGACUUCGAGUGUGCUAACACUGAGAGGACUUCCAACCAGACUUACUUCAACUUCGAUUUGCAGAACUCAACCACUAGCGAAGUAGAGCAGAACCUUGACUUCGUAUUAGACAGAGUUGAAACUUACAUUCAUUCUUUAAUUGAAGGAGUCAAGAUUCUGAGUCUCAAAACUUUGAGCAAAUACAUCGAUGAAGUUCAUGAAGGCGUCAAAGAUAAAUACAAGAGCAUGCGAAUGGUUACUCUAAAGUCACUGAGCAGCAAAGUCCCAGACUUACUCCAUGAAAUCGUACAGGAACAGAACUCAGGAAACAUGCCAGACAUUACGUUUUCGUCAUAUUUCGAGUCGCCAGGAGAAAUCCUGCAUGAUAUCACCAGGAUCCCAUUAUAUAUUCACAUGUUGUCUGCCGUCUGAUGUCUUGGAUGCAGUGCUAUAUAUCGCUUGUUCUUUGUACACUCUUCCAAGAUAUCUGAUAUCCUCUCAAGACUUGACUAUGCUGGCAUUGCCUUCUUUAUUGAAGGCUCUUGAGUGCCUCCGGUGUAUUACUCACUGUACUGCUCCAACUUUGACUUACUGAGACCUCUGUAUUUGUUGAUAACUUUCAUUGGGUGAUUCGGAGUAUUCACUGUCACAAUGAUUCCAAAGUUCAACACUCCAAAGUAUAGGCCAUUCAGAGCAUUGUUGUUCGUAGUUCUGGGAGUGUCAGCAGCGUUUCCAUGAAUCCAGUUCAUUUACUUCAGAGACCCGCUUACAAUGCCUGUGUUCCCAACAAACUAUUGGACACUUGGAGGAGCUACAUAUAUUUUUGGAGCAUACGUGUAUACAAUGAGGUUCCCAGAAAGAUGGUAUCCAGACAAGUUCGACAUGUGUGGCCAUUCACAUAACCUCUGGCAUUGCUUCGUGCUUGUGGCUGCAAUCGUCCACUACUAUGGCAGUCUUGAAGUGUAUCAUUUGAGAAGAAAUUUCGAGUGUCCAGUUUAG
Messenger RNA from Moneuplotes crassus, 1476 nucleotides. The record is from the annotation of a GenBank genome assembly. NCBI's taxonomy places the organism in Eukaryota, Ciliophora, Spirotrichea, Euplotida, Euplotidae.